Messenger RNA from Lepisosteus oculatus (spotted gar), 7034 nucleotides. RefSeq names its product zinc finger protein 217 (gene znf217). Gene Ontology annotation, molecular function: DNA-binding transcription factor activity, RNA polymerase II-specific; RNA polymerase II cis-regulatory region sequence-specific DNA binding. Gene Ontology annotation, biological process: regulation of DNA-templated transcription. NCBI's taxonomy places the organism in Eukaryota, Metazoa, Chordata, Actinopteri, Semionotiformes, Lepisosteidae. Gene Ontology annotation, cellular component: nucleus. The record is from RefSeq and is a predicted model, not a curated record.
AUUAGAGUCGUACCGGUGGGCAGUUGGGCAAAGCCCACGGGUGAAGUAACUGAAGUGCAGGUUUGAAUAGCAGGCAGCGGCUUGCUGACUAAUGAGUGAUUGCGUGUUGCUGGGCUGGUGGGGGGUUGGUGCGUCUGAAUAGGUAGCGAAAGCUCGGAUAACGCGACAAUAGCCCCCGCUGAAACUUUUCACGCCGCCGAGCCGUGCGGCGGGCUGGAGGUGCCCGUGGGGGGGGGACGGCAGGUCGGGAUCCCCAGUCGCGCUGAAGCCCCUGCGAGCCGAUGAAAUUACCCGCGGUGCUGAUUGGCCCAUAACUUGUCAAGACCGGUUACUGCUGAAUGUGUCAGAACAAAGAGACGCAACGUAAUCAUACUAAUAUCCUUUAUUGAAAAGGCUUUCAUGUAACUCAUUAUGCUUUACCACAGCACCAGUAUAAAGGAUGGCUCAUGUAGGAGCAGACCUGCAGGAUCACAUACUGAAUAAAUGAACAUUGACUGAAGAACAAAGAAACCCAGUUUACACAAUUCUAACAUGCAGAAGUGCAGGAAGAAGACAAGAUUCCUUGGAAGUGCCUGAUAUUUUGCAAACCUCAAACUCAUGUGCUCAAUCUAAAAGCUGUGAAACAUCCCUGUUUCAAAGGCUUUUGUAGUUUAUAUUUCUGAGAGAUAGUUGGCACAGCCUUGUACUUCUUUAUAAAGGUGUUUUUGUUAUUGUCAGAGACAUGCCUACUCAUCCUUUAAUAUCAUACAUGGAAAGUCCCGAUGGACUGGGUCAAGAUACAGCGAAUACCAAUGCCAGCAUGCCAGGCACAGGCUCGAGCAUGACCCCGCACACCAGCAUUCCAGAGAAAGCUCUGGCUCAGGUGGAAGGGUGCACGCCCUUGGACUGUAUGUUCUGUGAGAAGACUUUUAAACACCAGGACGAGCUCAGCCCCCAUGUCCUGACCCAGCACCCAACCACCCUGUUUGGGCCGGCGGUUCUGCGCGUGGAAGCGGAGUUUCUGACUCGGAGCGAGAAAGGCAGGGCCAAGCCAACUCCUCCCAGUGACAAGGAGGAGGGCGUCAGCUGCGAGGUGUGUGGACAGCCCGUGAAAGACGCAGCGGAGCUGGAGUGUCACAUGAAGAAGCACAAAGACUCUUUCACUUACAGCUGCAACGUUUGUGGGAGGCGUUUUAAGGAGCCCUGGUUCUUGAAAAACCACAUGAGGACACAUGGGAAGCCGGGGUCAAAGAACAAGGCGCAGCAAGACCUGGAAACUCCCGUAACCAUCAACGAUGUUGUCCAAGAACAGACAUCGGUCAGUGUGAUUUCUCCAUACAAGAUGUGCAUGGUUUGUGGGUUCCUCUUCCACAAUAAAGAGAUCUUGAUGGAGCACAGCAAAAUUCACAUCCGGGAAUCUGAACCUGAUGAAGGAGUACAGGAAACGGACAGGCAGCGCGCAAGUGUUGCUCCAGCAUCCAAAGAAUCCUUCUUGCAAUUUGUUGGUCUGCGUUCCCGAUCCUCGGAAACGGAUGCAAAAUCUGAAAAGUCUGCAAAAUGGAUUGCCCAGCUUGACCCUUUUAACACCUACCAAGCCUGGCAGCUUGCUACCAAGGGUAAAAUAGCUGUCGGCCCAGGACAGACCAAAGAUCUUGGCCCGGAUGUCAGCACGGAUAAUGAGGACUCAUGUUCGGAUAAAGAGGAACUGAAUGAAAUCUGGUCCACAAGCAAGAGCGAAAAGGCGGUGAAAGAGGGCUUUGGACAUGAGCAGAGAUCAAAGCACGCAGGAAGGGAAACCCCUUCACCAGAGCUGGAUCAGAAGUCCGCAAGCAGCAAAGACAAGCCCACUCAGUGUGGAGACUGUGGGAAGACCUUCAGGACCUACCACCAGCUGGUGCUUCACUCGAGGAUACACAAGAAGGAUAGGGGUGGGUCUGAGAGUCCAACAGCCUCGAUAGAUGGCAAGCAGUUAAGCACAAGCUCCAGUGACAAUGGGAUGUUAGACAGAACUGAAGAGUGCUCUGAAGAUGGCUCAGAAGAAGGACUGCAUGGUGAUGCCUUUCAGUCAGAUAAAAGUGAAGAUGGUUCAGAAAAGGGAAAGAUGAAAAUUCUUGCAUCCUCAAAAGAAUGCAGCUACUGUGGAAAGAGUUUCCGUUCAAACUAUUACCUCAAUAUUCAUCUCAGGACACAUACAGGGGAAAAACCAUAUAAAUGUGAAUUCUGCGAUUAUGCUGCAGCUCAGAAGACCUCACUGAGAUACCACUUGGAGAGGCGUCAUAAAGACAAACAGCCUGUUGCUGAGCCCUCUAGUAAGCCAAUUCCAGCGUCACCAGCACCCGACGGGUCUGCGCCUGCCAAGGAGAAAUCGUCUCAGGAGAUCGCCAGAAUUGCAGCUGACAACCAUAAUGCAAAGCAGUCUAAAUCGUGGCCUUUGUCCACUGCGGGGUCCGAAAACGCAUCUCAUGUCGGGAUUCAGAGCGAUCUGGGCUCAAGCAAGACUGUUAUCAAGAAUUCCUGCCAACUUACACAGAGCAGUGCAGUUAAAACAGAUUGUGAGAAUUCAGCUGUUGCAGCUGGUCAUCCGUCAGGCUCGAGUGACGAAGCGCUUAAAAAACAUGCCUUAUCUCUCGACUCAAAGAUGGAAGACAAAGAAAUGAAAGAAGAGUCAUUUGAGGUGCCAUUAGAUUUGUCCUUUAAGAUGUCCCUUUCGGUUUCUGCUACCUCGGUGCCCAAGAGCACAUUACUCACCAAUACCUGUCCUUUGUGUACUUACAAAACUCUAUACCCAGAGAUCCUUCUAAUGCACCAGAAAUUGGUACAUAAAGAAAAGCUUGAUGCUCCGAAGAAAAAUGGCCUAAGAAGCUCCAUAGCUGCCCUCAAACAGAAACGGCACACCGGCUGCCCACCUGCUCUUGAGGGAAAUGACGUUCAACCCUUGCCGCCGUUUUCCAGGAAAUAUCCUCGCCGGACCAAAUCUCCGCCUCGCCAGGCAGCCAAGCCAGCGGAGAAAACGCAGCCAGCCCGGCCUUCUCAGGCAGCCGCGCGCGCCCCCGAGGCCGACUGCGGCAAGGCGGCCCAUCACGACGCACAGCGCUACUGGAUGGGAGAGGCUCACGGCAGCAGCCUCCGCCACGGGGUGACCGAUGUCCGGCAAGGCCAGUCGAGAUUCUCGGAAAAACCCAGAGAUCCCGAAGCCCACGGCAAGAGGGGCAAUUUUGUGGUCUCCAUAAGGCAGACCCUUGCGGACAGAGAAGGGCCCGGGCCCCAGAGCCAGCAGGGGCGGAAUGGCAUCGUGUGGCCCAGCGACGCGGCGAGAACGUGCCUCUCCAGCCGGUUUGGAAACCCACCACCCGUAGACUUUGGCGAGCCCUCCAGCAAGAGGAUCAAGUUCUCCGGGGCGCCGGUCUGCGAAACCUCGGAGACAGCCGGGCUGAGGAAAGGGGAUAGCUAUGGCAGGCUGCUGUCUGUGGGACGGGGUGUGAAAUCCUCAUCGCAGGCAAGCCCGCCUUCCAAAAUGCCUCAUGCCUUUUCGCCAGUCAAGCCGGUCUCUUCAACGUCGGCCAAUGGAAUGGAUCCAGAUUGGAAAGUAAUAAAUAUCCUGCGGUCAUACAGCCCGAGUGACCUCGCUUCGCUGUACAACACAGGAGUGUCUAGUGCUAGCCAGGGAACUGCGUCUGCUGCAUCAGAAGGGAACAGACCAUCGCUCUAUCAGCAUUACUCAAGUGUACUACAAAGGAGAAACAAUCCCAGCCCUAUGAGUAAUGCACGCUGCGGACCUGCUGAUAAGAAUGCUUAAAAUAUGAUGUGACAGAUGAUGGUUUGAAUGCUGAAGACUCCAUGACUUCCAUUUCGUUCACAACAUGGAAGCCUAGAGGAAAAGAGAGAUUCAACCCACUGGAAUAAGCUGUGACCUGUACAUAUCGGAAACACUACUGUUAUAGUGUUGGCAGUGCCAUUACAAAAACAUGUGUAAAUGUAUCUUUGCAUACACAACUUAACUUUCAAAUCAGUUAAAGCUUCACUAUAUUUAGAACUCAAAUAAAAAAAAAAGUUUGUGCCUAGAGAGAUUUGAGGAGUGGGGACAUAAUAGCGGUCUUGAGUUAUAUCUGUGGAAUUCAGGUCACGAUAAAUACGAUGUAUAAACUUAAAACCAUUUCCAGGUCCAGUAGGACUUAGUCAUCCUUUAGUUAUAAAGGGUAAAUCUUUUUUUUUCUUCCACUUUUUAAGUGCUUUAGAAUUAAAUGGGCUUGAAGCUGGCCUGCAGUGGUGCAGAAACAGAUAAGAGGCACUGUGCAGUGAUUUCUGCAAAGAAUUUCUAAUAGUAAUUAUAAUGUUAAUAAAGUUUAAAAAUGCAUUCUGUUGAGGAAGUCAGUGUUCUAAACACUUGGUUGUAUAGAAGUACUGUAUUCUAAGUGCUCGAUGAUGUAAAAGGACCGUUUGGCCAGGCUAUGAUGGAACACUUUGCACCCCUAGGCAGGUUCUCCUGGUUCGGUUUUUGCUUCCGUGAAUAGUUCUGAAUGUUGGUUAUUCUCUGCUGGAGCUGACAGACUUGCCUGUUAGCUGCUUGUGCUGGCUCUCACUCGCCUUUUAGUGCCAGGAAUGACUUCCUAGAGUUGCUUUCAGAGGCUUCGUGGGCACAUUGUUACUGAGCUCUUUCAGAAGGAUUCAUUUCAACUUUGCUAAAGGAGCCAUGUCUCCCAUUGGUUUGAGCAAAGAUCAAGAACAUGCCAGGUAUGGGGGGCCUGUUAUACUAAAGACCAGCGAUUUUCUUAAAUACUGUUGCACACACCCCUUUCUACCCUAGUUCUCUAAAUGGCCGUUUACAAUGAGGAGUGUAGAAGUCGCCAUGUAGUUCAUCACAUAAAGUGUUGGUGAAACAGCAGAAUUACAGGUGAACCUGCCUUUACAGACUCACAGGGUUAAUCUGUGAUUUAAAACACUACUCUUGCUCUUCCUCACUAUAUUACAUGAAAAAACCUUAUAUUGAAGACAUGGACCAAACCCCCCCCCCAAAAAAAAAUAAUAUACACCAUCAGUUUAAUGCACUAUUAUUUUGAAGUUACACAAUUUAAUUACAGAUCCUUUUGGACAAAUAAACAGUGAAAUUCAAUAAUGUAGUGUACUCUUCAGCUAGAUUUUUUUGGCACAAAGUGUUAGGUAAUGCUUUACACUAAACCUUGCAUUGUGCUCUUUCCACACAAUGUCCUAAAACAGUUAUUUGUACCUGGGAUCUAUUUCUCCUUGAAGUGAGAUUUAAUUCAUUAUCUGCAGCGACACUGAGAUUUUGGAUAGAUCUGUAAUAUUUACUUGCCUAGUCUGGGGAAACUUUGAAUUCUGCUCUUCAAUGUGGAAAUAACCUUCCUUUGCAUCCUUCAUGUUGAACAAUUACUUGGUUAAAACCACACUCAGGUUUAGAUUCAGACCAGACUAUCAGUUGUGCAGAAACAAUGAAAAAGUAGGUAUGUUUUCAAGGAAUAGCAGGCACUGAUAAAUGCUUUUCUUCACUGCUUUUAAAAUAGUCCUCUGCCUUUUAUGUUUCUGGAUGUGACUCUUGUUACUUCCACAAUACUACUGUUACAACUGUAUUCCUGUAUUAGUUUUUUUUUUAAUAAGCAUUGCUGGGUAUGCAGUUGAGCAAUGGAGAUUAUGAAUUACUGGGAAGAUUGGAUUAACAUCCCUUGCAGUGAAAGAAAUCUGUAUUGGCCUUCAGGUACAUUUUGUCUAAAUUUGUAUUCAUAUGAUUUAACAUGAAGCACCAUCUGAAUCCUUUCCCUUGAGUUUGAUAGAUUAGCACCCUUAGGAAAGUAAAUUGAUUUUUUUGUUGUUGGAAAAAGUGGUGUUAAAGUGUUUAUACAAAAAUAAGAUUUUUUUUCCCCUAUCUGUCCUGGUCUAAACUUGAAACAUUGCUCAGUGUACAGUUUCAUAUUGGUACGUUGUUAUAUGUCUGUUUCUUACAAUAGGAUGUGGAUUGGAAAUGUGAAUUUCUCCUGAAUGCUGUAUUUUAAUCAAUUGCAUUGUUGUCUUAUGAUUUCGCACAAUAGCACCACCAUGUUCAAAUGUGUGUGCAACUCCAGAUCGAUCAUUAAGAUUGUGCUAAAUGAACCCAAAGACCUGUUAUAUACCUGUUGCUCUAUCUGAAUAUAAUGCAUAGUUGUUUUUAGACUUUGCAGAACAAAAUCAGAAUGUUGAAUUGCCUCAGUAACAUUACUUAAAUGGUUCUCUUCAUAAUAGAAUCUGUCAAUACAUGAUUGUAUUACUGGAUUUGUUUAAAUCUAGUUAGGUCUUGUUCCUGAGCUGAGCCAUAUGUACAUAUCCAAUAUAUAUAUUUUUUAAUUUUGCACUUUCAUGGAAUAUUUUGCUAGUUUAUACAGUUUUGAUAUAAAAUUGUUCAGUUACCAAUAUUUAUUGUGAACCUGUUGCUGCUUUUUCCCCUCUCGCUUCAAGGUUUUUUGGCCACUUUAACAACAUGAGCAGUGUUCAGCUGUCGUUUGUUACAGCUAAUGAGUUAUGAACUGACUUUAAAUGGGGGUCAAUCUAGCUAUUGGAAACGCAAAAUUAAAAUUCAAUACAAGAAAUGCAUUUCUACCUUUUUUUAAAAUAGCUUUUUAUGCGUUUCUAUUUAAAAUAUUUAACAUUUGGUAUGUUUGAAUAUAUUCCAUUUUUUCUUUUUUUUUGAAAUAAUAGAAGUGUCUAAAACUUAAAGUUAAAAACUAGGGUGUUUGUAGGAUAAAUCCUGUUACUUUUUGCAGGAAAAGUAAUUAAAACUAGAGUGCAAAUCCUAGUUUUUAUAAACAUUGUAGUUGCUGAAAAAGUCAGCCUACCUAAAGUGAUGAAAUGACAUGAAUCCAUCAGUAUUAUGCACUGGGAUAAAUGUAGUCUUCUUACAGUGUAAUAUACAGUUUGAAUAUUAAGGUACCAUUUGUUAUUUUAUUUAUUUCAUGAUGUGUGAAACCUGAAGUAACUUGGGUGUAAGCAGUAUACUUAAUUUGUCUGCUGUACUUCAGAUGAAACCUGUCACUGCAUUCACUUGUAAAUAUAGAUCUAGUGUUUUGCAA